Messenger RNA from Nothoprocta perdicaria, 2391 nucleotides. RefSeq names its product adenosine deaminase, RNA specific B1 (gene ADARB1). The record is from RefSeq and is a predicted model, not a curated record. The coding region runs from base 136 to 2280 and encodes 714 amino acids. Gene Ontology annotation, biological process: RNA processing; adenosine to inosine editing. Gene Ontology annotation, molecular function: double-stranded RNA binding; double-stranded RNA adenosine deaminase activity; tRNA-specific adenosine deaminase activity. The transcript has 12 exons. Lineage: Eukaryota; Metazoa; Chordata; Aves; Tinamiformes; Tinamidae. Gene Ontology annotation, cellular component: cytoplasm; nucleolus.
GUUGCCUGGGAGUUGUGUGAGGACAAGCGUCCGAAUGGAGGAAGCUCUCAGGUUGCAGAGUCAGCAUGUAUUUCUAACAGUUAAAAAGACAGAAGCAGUCUCCGCCAGCCAAGAAACCAGCAAAAGUAUUUCACCAUGGAUGCAGACGACGAAGAAAACAUGAGUUCGAGCAGCACCGAUGUUAAAGAAAACCGCAACAUGGACAACGUUCCCCCCAAGGAUGGCAGUGUGCAAGGCCCCGGGGAGGGGGCUCAGCUCUCCAAUGGUGGUAGCAGCAGCAGCAGAAAGAGGCCUUUGGAGGAGGGCAACAAUGGCCACUCCAAAUUUCGCCUGAAGAAGAGGAAGAAAACGCCGGGCCCUGUUUUGCCAAAGAACGCCUUGAUGCAACUCAAUGAGAUAAAACCUGGUUUACAGUACAAACUUCUGUCCCAGACGGGUCCGGUUCAUGCCCCCAUGUUUGUGAUGGCGGUUGAGGUCAAUGGGCAGGUAUUUGAGGGGUCUGGCCCUACAAAAAAGAAAGCAAAGCUCCACGCUGCUGAGAAGGCCUUGCGGUCUUUUGUGCAGUUUCCCAACGCUUCUGAAGCCCAUCUAGCAAUGGGGAGGACUCUGUCCGUGAACACAGACUUUACGUCUGACCAAGCAGACUUUCCAGACACGCUUUUCAAUGGAUUUGAAACUCCGGUUCCAUCCGAUGCUUCCUUUUAUUUGGGGUCCAAUGGAGAUGGAUCCUUUAGCUCUAGUGGGGACUACGGUUUGUCGACAUCUACUGUAAGUAGUAGUCUUAUGCAGUCACCUCUCCCUGCACCAUCACCAUAUCCAUCCACAAGUGGAAAGAACCCCGUAAUGAUCUUGAACGAGCUGCGGCCGGGUUUGAAGUACGAGUUUCUCUCAGAAAGCGGGGAAAGCCAUGCUAAAAACUUUGUCAUGGCGGUGGCAGUGGAUGGCCAAACUUUUGAAGGAUCAGGAAGGAAUAAAAAGCUCGCCAAAGCUCGGGCUGCUCAGUCAGCUCUGGCAUCCUUAUUUAACAUGCAGCUGGACCAGACUCCAUCUCGACAACCCAUUCCCAGUGAGGGGCUCCAAUUACACUUACCACAGGUUUUAGCUGAUGCYGUUGCACGCUUGGUUGUAGAUAAAUUCAGUGAUUUGACGGAAAAUUUCACAUCUCCACAUGCACGUAGAAAAGUCCUUGCUGGAAUUGUCAUGACAACAGGCACAGAUGUUAAAGAUGCCCUGGUAAUAAGUGUUUCUACGGGAACAAAGUGCAUCAAUGGCGAGUACAUGAGUGAUCGGGGUCUUGCAUUAAAUGAUUGCCAUGCAGAAAUUGUAUCUCGACGGUGCCUGCUUAAAUUUCUGUAUACACAACUUGAGCUUUAUCUAAGCAAUAAAGAAGAUCAGCAGAAAUCCAUUUUUAUCAAAUCUGAGCACGGCGGGUUUAAACUGAAGGAGAAUGUGCAAUUUCAUCUCUAUAUCAGUACAUCCCCUUGUGGCGAUGCUAGGAUUUUCUCACCACACGAAGCAGCACAAGAGGAUCAAGGGGACAGACACCCGAACCGCAAAGCGAGGGGACAGCUCCGGACAAAAAUCGAGUCUGGGGAAGGGACCAUCCCGGUGAGAUCCACCACCACCAUCCAGACGUGGGAUGGAGUGCUGCAAGGAGAAAGGCUGCUUACCAUGUCCUGCAGCGACAAGAUAGCGAGGAAGCAAAUAGAAUCCCUUGACACAGAGCAAAGACUAUGUGACGGGUGGAACGUAUUGGGUAUUCAAGGAGCCUUACUUAGCCUCUUUGUGGAGCCAAUUUACUUCUCUAGCAUCAUCUUGGGGAGUUUAUAUCAUGGGGAUCAUCUAUCCAGAGCCGUAUACCAGAGGAUAGCAGAGAUAGAAGAUCUACCACCUCUUUAUACACUCAACAGACCUUUACUUAGUGGUAUCAGCAAUGCAGAAGCCCGUCAGCCAGGGAAAGCACCAAACUUCAGCGUCAACUGGACAGUAGGAGACACUGGCCUGGAAGUUAUCAACGCCACGACCGGCAAGGAUGAGCUGGGCCGCGCGUCCCGCCUUUGCAAGCAUGCUCUGUACAGCCGCUGGGUGCGCGUCCACGCUAAGCUUUCAUCCAGCUUACGCUCGAAGAUCCCCAAGCCUAACCUGUACCACGACACGAAGCAAGGAGCCGCUGAGUAUCAAACUGCCAAAGAGUGUUUGUUCAAGGCGUUCCUGAAGGCAGGACUUGGAGCCUGGGUGGAGAAACCUAUAGAGCAGGAUCAGUUUUCUCUUACUGUCUAAUUCACAGACUGCACAUCACUUUGGAAAGGAGGCUGUUCUGGAAAUCCUGGUGUCCAGCAUCCCUUUCUGGCCAUCUUUACAGCAGACAAAACAUCUUUUUACUGUUUUUUU